AUGAACUGCCCUUCUAGAACCGAUGAUGACGUCCUUUGGCAUCCAGGAUGGAAUCAGAGUCCGCCACGCUUCGCUGCUGAUUUGACGACUUGCGAGGAUCUGAACGGCAUCGCAAAUGCAAGAGAAUUAGGAGAAGCAGAUCGACUGCGCAGCGGUACGCAGAGUCUCCGGCGCUGUGGAAUCGAUGAAUCCAAUGCUCAAGAGAUGGAGAAGAGAAAGCCACCCAACAUGGGCGAGGGUGUCAAAGGGUCCCCAAAAGGACCUUGCACCCGAACAACCGCAAAUGUGAGCGAGUACCAAGGUGGCCUCACCGCCACUAUUAUCAGCUGGUCCAAGUGGCUAGUAUCAGUACUCUGUACUUCGUUUUUGAUUUCCUGGGCUAGCGGCAACUUGUCUGCGCCUAAGUUUUUCUUGCCAAAAGAUCCAUCGUUCCAGCGUCUACCCAGACGAAGUACCUGCGAAGAUGGCAAAGCGCAACCCAACUACGAUCUGGGCCUACAUGUCGCUGGCCUUUUUAUCAUUCUUUUCGUUUCCGGCACCGGAUGUGCCUUCCCAAUGCUCGUACUCAAAUUCCCACGGCUGCGCAUUCCACCUGCAUUCCUUUUCGGCGCAAAGCAUUUCGGCACCGGUGUUCUAGUCGCGACCGCAUUCGUCCAUUUACUCCCUACCGCUUUUGGUUCACUGAACGACCCAUGUCUGUCAAGUUUUUGGACGACCGACUAUCAGGCCAUGCCAGGCGCCAUCAUGCUAGCUAGCGUUUUCUUCGUCACAUUAAUCGAAAUGAUCUUCUCUCCAGCCCAACAUGUCUGCGGCGGUAACGAGGGUGCAGAUGCUGUUUCUCGCCGCAAGGAAGAGCCAAAGACCGAGACUACUGAAUCGCCAGCUCCACCGCAACCAGCAAUGCAGAGAACGUACUCGGAAUCUAGCAUGCGAGUCCGCGAUCUAGGUGUCUUGCGUGGAAGGGUCGGAAGUAUCAGUAGAACACUCUCCCGAUACCGCGAAGAUGGCCAGAGACUUGAUGCGAUUGAAUCCGUGGGCGGGUCUGAAGUGGAAACUCCUGGCGCCCAUGGUAAAGAAGAAAGUGACGAGUAUGCUAUCGAACAGGAUCAGGAAACUGGAGAGCACAAUCAUGUGCUGACACCAGAGCAAAUCCACAAGAAAGCUAUCAUGCAAGUUUUCCUCCUGGAGAUGGGUAUCCUGUUUCACAGCAUCUUCAUUGGAAUGUCGCUCGCCGUUUCCGUGGGUAACGACUUUACUGUGCUGCUGAUUGCCAUUGUCUUUCAUCAAACUUUCGAAGGCCUUGCGCUCGGUGUACGUAUCGCCGAUAUAAACUGGAAACCACGCGCUGCACAGCCUUGGCUCAUGGCUCUCGCAUAUGGUUGCACCACACCUGGCGGUAUGGCAAUCGGUAUAGCAACCCACACCUUGUACUCGCCCGACUCUGAAAUCGGCCUCCUCGUCGUCGGCAUCAUGAAUGCUAUCUCCGCGGGUUUCCUCGUCUUCGCUUCGCUUGUGGAACUUAUGUCGGAGGAUUUCUUGAGCGAUGAGAGUUGGAAGGUGCUUAAGGGAAAGCGCAGGGUGUAUGCUUGUUUGCUUGUGUUCCUGGGGGCUUUCUUGAUGAGUUUGGUGGGGGCUUGGGCGUAA
Messenger RNA from Alternaria atra, 1644 nucleotides. RefSeq lists its product as uncharacterized. The record is from RefSeq and is a predicted model, not a curated record. Gene Ontology annotation, molecular function: zinc ion transmembrane transporter activity. Gene Ontology annotation, cellular component: plasma membrane. Gene Ontology annotation, biological process: zinc ion transmembrane transport. NCBI's taxonomy places the organism in Eukaryota, Fungi, Ascomycota, Dothideomycetes, Pleosporales, Pleosporaceae. The transcript is spliced from 3 exons. Bases 1 to 1644 code for a protein of 547 amino acids.